Molecule: messenger RNA, 1175 nt
Organism: Amblyraja radiata (thorny skate)
Lineage: Eukaryota; Metazoa; Chordata; Chondrichthyes; Rajiformes; Rajidae
Product: gastrula zinc finger protein XlCGF52.1-like
Exons: 2
Coding region: 191-1066 (291 amino acids)
Biological process (GO): embryo development; regulation of transcription by RNA polymerase II
Cellular component (GO): nucleus
Molecular function (GO): RNA polymerase II transcription regulatory region sequence-specific DNA binding; DNA-binding transcription factor activity, RNA polymerase II-specific
Source: RefSeq, a predicted model, not a curated record
GAGCUCCCUAAGUCGGACCCUAUCCGCUGUUAAGUCUGCAGGCUCCCGCGAUUGGAGCAUCCAAGGUCGAUCCUCAGCAAGAGGCCGCCAGCUCCACGAUGGGAAGAGCGAGCGGGAAUGUCAGGAACAUCCCAUCGGAUCUGCGGCAUUUGUUGUCUCUCCGGCGCGUGAAUGUAAACGAUCGCUGAGCAUGGAGGAGGGACACACCAGCACAUCGGCACAGGAGGCCGGACACACGACGGUCCAAGCUUGGGAGGGAUUCACUGCGACUCCUGAUGUGUUGUCCAGCCAGAGAGUUCACGACAUGGAGAAAUUAUUCACCUGCUCCGACUGUGGGGAGGCGUUUGCUGGGACGUCCCAGCUGCUGAUCCACCAGCGGGUCCACACCGAUGAGAAGCCGUUCACCUGCAGCGAGUGCGGGAAGAGAUUCACCCAGUCACCCAACGUGAUCACACACCAGCGGGUCCACACCGGAGAGAGGCCCUUCACCUGCUCCGACUGCGAGAGGGGAUUCAACCAUGCUUCCCGCCUGGUGACCCACCAGCAAGUUCACGCUGCGGAGAAACCAUUUGCCUGUCCCGAUUGUGGGAAGGGAUUCUAUGAAGCAGGCCAGUUGAGGAGGCACCAGCGAGCUCACACUGGGGAGAGGUCAUAUGUCUGCUCAGAGUGUGGGAAGGGGUUUAUUAGAUCAUUUCAGCUGCUGAGACACCAGAGAAUUCACACGGGGGAGAGGCCGUUCACCUGCUCUGAGUGUGGGAAGAGAUUCAUUGAAUCAUCUGCGUUAAUGACACACCAGAGAAUUCACACCGGGGAGAGGCCGUACACCUGUACUGAGUGUGGGAAGGUGUUCGCUCAUUUAUCUUCAUUACUGAAACACCAGAGUAUUCACACCGGGGAGAGGCCGUUCAGCUGCUCUGAAUGUGGGAAGGGCUUUGCUCACUUUUACCAGCUGGGAACCCACCAGCGAGUGCACACUGGCGAGAAACCAUUUUCCUGUCCCGAUUGUGGCAAGGGAUUCGCUCAAGCCGGCAAUCUGAGGAGGCACAGGCAAAUUCACACCAAGUAGAAGUCAUGAACCGGUUGUGGCGAGCGGAGGGGCUCCAGAGAACUCACACUGGGGAGAGGCCGUUCAUCUGUUCUGAUUGUGGCAAGGGAUUCGUUCAAAUGAGCAGCUU